CCCCAAGCGCGCGCCCCUGGCGCCCGGGGGAGAGCCUCGGGUUGCGGUGGGCGGGGAAACGCGGGGUGCCCGCCUCUCGGGUCACCCCCAGGCCUUGGGGAGCCAUCGAGCGGCCCGCGACGCAAGCACCUGCUGGAACAGGGGGCGCGGGGAGGGCCCGAGCCCGCCAGAGCCCGGCCCGCAGCGCCGCGGCCCAGUCGGAGGAGCGCGAGGAAGUGCCUAGGCGUCUGGACGAUGCUCACUGUGGCCAUGUGUGUGGCCCUUCUGGGCUGCCUGCAAGCCCAGGCGCUGCGGGGCCACGUCUCCGUCAUCCUGCUGGGAGCCACUGGGGACCUAGCCAAGAAGUACUUAUGGCAGGGGCUAUUCCAGCUCUUUCUGGAUGAAGCAGAGCAGGGCCACAGUUUCCGCUUCCAUGGGGCUGCUCUGACGGCCCCCAAGCAGGGCCAGGAGCUCAUGGUCAAGGCCCUGGAAUCCCUCUCCUGUCCUGAGGACAUGGCCCCUGGCCGCUGUGCAGAACUCCAAGCCCAGUUCCUGCAGCUGAGCCAGUACCACCAGCUGAAGACGACAGAGGACUACCAGGCCCUGUGUGCGGACAUCGAGGCCCAGGUCCGGCAGGAAGGCCUCAGGGAGGCUGGCAGGCUCUUCUACUUCUCGGUGCCACCCUUCACCUAUGCCGACAUUGCCCGUCACAUCAACAGCAGCUGCCGCCCCGGGCCAGGCACCUGGCUGCGUGUUGUUCUUGAGAAGCCUUUUGGCCACGACCACCCCUCAGCCCAGCAGCUGGCCACUGAACUUGGGAGCUUCUUCCAAGAGGAGGAGAUGUACCGGGUGGACCAUUACCUGGGCAAGCAGGCUGUGGCUCAGAUCCUGCCCUUCCGGGACCAGAACCGCCAGGCCCUGGACGGCCUCUGGAACCGGCACCACGUGGAAAGAGUAGAAAUCAUCAUGAAGGAGACGCUGGAUGCAGAAGGUCGCACCAGCUUCUAUGAGGAGUAUGGCGUCAUCCGCGACACGCUGCAGAACCACCUGACCGAGAUCCUCACACUCGUGGCCAUGGAGCUGCCGGCCAAUGUCAGCGCCUCCGAGGCCGUGCUGCAGCACAAGCUCCAGGCCUUCCGGGCGCUGCGCAGCCUGCACAGGGGCAGCGCCGUGGUGGGCCAGUACCUGGCCUACAGCGAGCAAGUGCGCAGGGAACUGGGCAAGCCGGACAGCUUCCGCAGCCGGACGCCCACCUUCGCAGGCGUCCUGGUCCACUUGGACAAUCUGCGCUGGGAGGGCGUCCCAUUCAUCCUGGUGUCCGGCAAGGCCUUGGACGAGAGAGUGGGCUACGUGCGCAUCCUGUUUAAGAACCGGGCGUUCUGUGCGCAGAGCGAGGAACACCGGGCCCCAAGCCAGAGCCCGUGCAGGCCGCGCCAGAUCAUCUUCUAUAUCGGACACGGCCCGCUGGGCCAGCCCGCUGUGCUGGUCAGCAAGAACCUGUUCAGGCCCUUCCUGCCCACCAAGAGCUGGAAGGAAGUGGAGGACAGGCCCAGCCUCCAGCUUUUUGGCCAGCCCCUGUCUGAUUUCUACGCCUUCAGCCCCGUGAGAGAGCAAGAUGCCUACUCACUCCUCCUGUCGCACAUUUUUCAUGCCCGCAAGGAAUCCUUUGUCCCCACGGAGCACUUGCUGGCCUCCUGGGUUUUCUGGACACCGCUGCUGGACGGCCUGGCCAAGGAGGUCCCACGCGCUUACCCAGGGGGUGCUGACAACGGCCGGCUGCUGGACUUUGAGUUCACAGGUGGCCACUUGGCCUUCUCCCUGCAGCAGCCGGAGCAGUUGGUGCCAGGGCCAGGCCCUGCCCCGCAGCCCAGCGACUUCCAGGUCCUGGGGGCCAGGUACCGAGACAGCCCUCUGAUCUCGGCCUGGCCCGAGGAGCUCAUCUCUAGGCUGGCCAGCGACAUUGAGGCGGCGGCUGUGCAGGCAGUGAGGCACAGUGGCACCUUCCACCUGGCACUGUCUGGAGGCUCCAGCCCCAUCGCCCUGUUCCAGCAGCUGGCCUCGGGCCACUAUGCCUUUCCCUGGGCCCACACACACCUGUGGCUAGUGGAUGAGCGCUGCGUCCCACUCUCAGAUCCCGACUCUAACUUCCAGAGUCUGCAGGCCCACCUACUGCAGCACAUCAGGGUCCCCUACUACAACAUCCACCCCAUGCCCGUGCACCUGCACCAACGACUUUGUGCCAAGGAGGACCAGGGUGCCGAGACCUAUGCCAGCGAGAUCAUGGCUCUGGUGGCCAACAGCAGCUUCGAUCUGGUGCUGCUGGGCAUGGGCACAGACGGGCACACGGCCUCUCUCUUCCCACAGUCGCCCACUGGCCUGGACGGGGAGCAGCUGGUUGUACUGACAGAGAGCCCCUCCAGGCCACACCAGCGCAUGAGCCUCAGCCUGCCCCUCAUCAACCGGGCCAAGAAGGUGGCGGUCCUGGUCAUGGGCAGGAUGAAGAGAGAGAUCACCCUGCUGGUGAGCCGUGUGGGCUGGGAGCCCAGGAAGUGGCCCAUCUCAGGUGUCCUGCCCACUUCUGGCCAGCUGGUGUGGUACGUGGACUAUGAGGCCCUGCUGGGUUGAUGGACGGGGCAUCUCUGCCCGCAGCUCAUUCCUGUGCUUUCCAUCCCCCAUGCUCCUGGCCUCUCACCUGCCCAGUGCACCUGCUGCCUAGUCAGACCCCGAAGAGGAGAGGGUGAGGCCCCAGCCCCUAGGGUGGUCCCAUGCUACCUGGAUGUAGCAGACAGACACGAAAACCAGGCAGAAAUGGGAUCUCUGUUCUCGAGUGAGUUCCAGGCCAGGAACGAGGCCUCCAGAGAAGGCCUCCUCGGCCCACCAGCAGCAGCCACCAGCACAGAGGAGGUGGACCAAAAGUACCCAUGUCCUGGAGGGGGACCAGGGAGCUGCCCGGAGAAAGCCAGAUGGAUGAGGAGGACGAGGCAGGGUGGCUGGAGGCCAUCCCCACACUUAGGUCUGUCAGGCCCCUGCCUCUCCCUCAGACUGUGCACCUGGAACCCGCAGCCCGCUUCUCCGGCCUGCUUCUCUGGGUCCUUCCUGAGCAGCCUGACAGCAGAGCUGCCACCUCCCGGGAACAGCAGCCAACAUGAAUGUCAGCAGGGCUGCUGCCCUUUGAGAACCACCAUGCCUGGAGGGGAGCGGUCUGGGCCCCAGUUGUGCAGUCUCUCUGGCCAGCCUCUCACUGCCAACACACACACACACACACACACACGCACACACACAGCUGGACCAUUCUGGGGAGUCCUAGCCUGGGAGAGGCCACCAGGUGGGUGUCUCCUGCCCUCUGAUGGUGACUACCGUGACCUCAAGUGGUGCUGGGUCAUCCAGCAGCUCCAACCAGCAGACAGGAGCCUGCCAGGAAAGCCACAGGCACUCCUCAUGCUACCUCAUGGCGGCCUACAACCUACGACUGCCUUCUGCAGAUCCCUGCCUCCCACCACCCCCGCCCACCCUUCCUGGCGUCCCUGGGAGCCGAGCUUGGGCCUCUGCUCCAUUGCUAGGGCUGUCCAUUUCCUGGAACCUCCUGACCCCACCCAAGGGGAGCUGAUAUUUUUAAAAGAAAAACCAGCAACAAAGAGAGAUCCCAGGAUAGAUGUGAUGUUUGUUUCAACUUCUCAAGUAGCGGAGCAGCCGAGGGGGCUAUCUGA
Molecule: messenger RNA, 3686 nt
Organism: Ochotona princeps (American pika)
Lineage: Eukaryota; Metazoa; Chordata; Mammalia; Lagomorpha; Ochotonidae
Gene: H6PD
Product: hexose-6-phosphate dehydrogenase/glucose 1-dehydrogenase
Exons: 5
Coding region: 235-2604 (789 amino acids)
Biological process (GO): pentose-phosphate shunt; glucose metabolic process; pentose-phosphate shunt, oxidative branch
Cellular component (GO): endoplasmic reticulum
Molecular function (GO): glucose-6-phosphate dehydrogenase activity; NADP binding; 6-phosphogluconolactonase activity
Source: RefSeq, a predicted model, not a curated record